Molecule: messenger RNA, 3255 nt
Organism: Adineta ricciae
Lineage: Eukaryota; Metazoa; Rotifera; Eurotatoria; Adinetida; Adinetidae
Source: the annotation of a GenBank genome assembly
AUGAAAGCUAUCUAUCACGAACAAGAGCAUCUAGUUGCUUACGUGGAAACAACAGUAACUGGAGUGAAUGAAGAUAGUUUACGUGAAAAUUGCUCAUUGACCUUGGCGUCCUAUAUGGUUCCAUCAUUAUUCAUAAUUCUACAAAAGUUUCCCUUGUCAUUGAACGGAAAAGUUGACCGGAAAUCGCUUCCAUCGCCUGACUUUGCUCUGCUAACAAAAUUGGUUGACGCAGAUGCGGAAGCAAGGAAUCCAAUGGAAGUACGUGUGCAUCGAUUGUGGUGUAAGGUUUUCUAUCUGCCGAAAAUACCUGCCAACAGUUCUUUCUUUUCUCUACACGGUACAUCCUUAUUAUUUAUGAAAUUAUACAAUUUAUAUCAAACUGAAUUUGGUAUGGCGCCGGAUAUAGUGACAUGUCUACAGCAGCCACAUAUCAAUGAACAUGCUCGACUUUUGACAGAUUUAAUCAAUUCAACUUUAAAUCCACGUUAUGAACCAUGGUCCAGCUUGCAUGUUGAUCAAGGCGAUGUAUCAUUUGCUCAAUCGCGAAUAUAUCUCGAUGAACAAAUUCGUUUUCAAUCAUCGGAUAAGACGACGACAGCAAUCUAUAACCUCCCUCUUCUAUGUCGUUUGUCACAAUCAUUUAUCUCGAUUAUCCGUCUCCGAGAAACUCUGCAGGAAAUCACCGAAAAACAUGCUGUUCUCCGCACAUCUAUACAAUUCGACUCUGAAACUGGUCAUUUAAAACAAUCAGUUCUACCCACUUCUCUCCAGGAUUGCUUUACUUUUGAAAUGAGUAUCAUCGAUAAUGCUGAUGAACUAAAAGCAAUUUUCAAUGAUGAAUUAACCAGUCGGAAUUAUUUUGAUAUUGAACGUGGACGAGUUUUUCGAUGUCAUAUCAUUCGCCAACGUUCGACGAUGUGCAACAACGCCGACUUGCUGUCGAUCGGAGAUUGGAUUAUUUUCAAUUUUCAUCAUAUCGCCUUUGAUGGAGAAUCCGAACAAAUCUUUCUCGACGAUUUCCAUCAAUUUUACAAUCGACAACAGCACAAACAAGAAUUACUACAAUACAUUGACUACUCCAUGCAUGAGAGGCAAAUCAAUAUGACGGCAGCUAAACUGUAUUGGCGUCGAAUGCUAAAGAACUAUGAUAUUAUGAAAUCGAAGAUUUUACCAAUAAAUCAAAAGACAUCAUCUGGUGAUGGUCUUGCAAUUGAAAUACUUUUAACUAAUGAUAUUGUUAAACAACUCAUCGAAUACGCUUCUUCGUGCAAUGCUACUCUGUAUCAGGUAUGUCUGACACUUUACUAUGUGUUCUUACACAAACUAACUGGUGGUCAACGCGAUAUCCUUAUUGGUAUCGUACAAGCCAAUCGAUAUCGUCCGGAACUUCGCCGUAUUAUUGGUAUGUUCGUCAAUACAUUACCGAUAGUUAUCCGGAUCGAUCCGUGCGAUACAUUUGAUCAAGUACUUUCGAAAGUGAAAACUGUGAUUUUUGAAUCACAACCGUAUUCGAACUUACCCUAUCAAGAUAUCAUUGAGCAACUAUACAUGAAACGAGUUCAUGAACGUAAUGUCGUUCAGACGAUGUUUACUUUGAAUGACUAUGACAUAACAAAAUCUCGUUCCAGUCAAACGCCGAUCGUUGAACCUCAUUCCAUCUAUGAUUUAUUUGGAGUGCCAAUGAAUGUGCCUGCUAUGUUCGACAUGGAAUUGUCAAUGGAAUAUAUCACCAAAACACAAUCCUUAAGAGCGAAUCUCAUUGUUUCCAGUGAUCUUUUCGAUUCAUCAGCACUGACCAAAAUGGCUGGACAAUUUCAACUACUUGUCGAGCAAUUGUUUCCACCCAUACCUAUAGGCAUAUCGCCCAUAAUAUCAUCAAUCUGUGAUCUAUCGAUAAUCUUACCAGAAGAAAUUCUUCCGUGUGAUUCAGCAAAAACAAACGGUUUUAACGACUGUGAUUUGAAAAUGAAUAUUCGUCUUCUAUCAUUCGUCUAUCAAAUUACCAAUGGAUACCUUUCCAUUGAGCGUCUUCGACGUGCUCUUCAAUAUAUGACUCUCAAACACAAUCUCUUUCGAAAAUAUCCAUUUAAAUCUAUAGAUGUUCAAAUUGAUAUCUUCGAUAUGUUUUCUCAUAUUUCGUAUUCAAACAAUACCAACGAAUGUAUUUUUCAUGUUCAUGUAUUUAAACAUGAGAGCAUCAACGCAGAUCUUCUCGCAGAACAAGAUGUUAUUAUUUUUAAUUUCCAUCCCUGCAUUGUCCAUGUAUUCUCAAUGAACAUCUUCUGUCAAGACCUUUUGCUUGCAUAUGAAUGUGAAACAACACUGACUACGAAUAGCACAGUUGGAUAUGCUUUUUGGAAUGAAAUCAUGUUUGAUUACCACUGGAAACCAUUGUUUAACUCAACAAAAGACAAAGCUACUGAUUGUGUUUUUACCGCUGGUGCCAUAUUGGAUGCUGAUCUUACACAGAUGAUUCUGAGCUAUGUUUCAACUUCAAAAACAUCGCUAUUGCAUGUAUUGCUAACAUGUUACUAUAUAUUUCUCUUCAAACUCGUUCCUGAUCAAACUGACUUUUGUAUUGGAGUAUCAGCUGAUAAUCAAUUCCAUCAAAUUCCACUGCGCUUUCAUCUCAAUCCAAGGAAAAGCUUUCAUUCCUCUUUACAACGAAUCACUACGCUCUAUCAAAAAAGUUUACAAUAUGCCAUGCAUAUUGCUCCACAGUUUGCACCACCACCAUCCACUUAUUUAGACAUCGUUUUCAAUUUCAAGGCUAAUUCUAACGGAAAACACAGUUUUAAUACAAUUCGAUUUCCAAAUGCUCAACUACAACAAAUCCCUCAUCUUUCACAUCAAAAUGAAGGCUUUGAUAAUCACCUUGUUUCAUCAAAAUUUGAUUUCUCUUUAACAUUCAUUCAUGAUGAGCAGCUCAACACUCUCCAAUAUCAAGUCCAUGCAUCAGCUCAUGUUUUCGAUCAAUCGACAACACAACAGCUAUCUCAACGAUUUCAACGCCUCACCCAUCAACUAUUUACUUCCUUCGAUCUCAACAUCCAACCCAUCUAUCAGCUUUCCAUCAUUCUACCUCAUGAACAUGCCCUUCUCAAACACUUUCACCCCCUACAAACUCACUCUCAAAAGCCCACUUCGACAACAAUCCCACACCUGUUCAUUCAACAAGCCAUAAAAAAUCCUCNAAUGUCAUCUGUUGAAUACGUAUGGUCCUGCCGAGAUCACGGAAACGGCGACAUGUUAUGA